AUGACUUUGAAUAUCUUGAGCGCUGGCUUCGGUGUGCUGGCAGGCCCAGUCUUUGCGAAGGCAUUUUCGUCUGGAAAUUUCUUCUCUCAGAAUUCUGGUAUUGGAGAGAAGCUGGAGUCGGCAGUGAUGAAGGGUGUGGAGUUUGGCCUGGCUGAGGCUAAAGAAUACGCCAAAAAAAAAACCCCUGUAGGUCUCGUCCUUUUUCCCAUGUCCUUUUAUCCUACACACUUCGGCUGUAGAAACGAGUCCGUGACGGAGGAUCUCGCAUCGCAGUUUAACUGGAUUGUGAUGAAUUGGAAAGAAAUUGUCGAGAUUACACAACGCCAAGCCUUCUCUGAGACGAAAGAUGGGGUUAGCUAUCUCAGCAACAUGAUGAGCAACGGCAAGCUGCUCAAGGUCGAGCCGAUGAACAGGUUUGACACGGAAUCCGCCAUGGUCAAAGUCCUGUACGCCUUCCUGAUUCCGCAUGUCUGGCAUCUCCGAGCUUACAGCCCUGUUCUCAUCCACGCCGAGUGGGACUGCCAAAAGGUUGGGGUUGACAAGUUCAUAUGGCUCCAGUCUGGCGACAAGGAUGUGGCCAAGAUGUGCAUCAACAACCCGUCAGCACUACUUUCUUUACCCUGGAGGUCCAACGAUGAUAGACCACAACUAGGGCAACUGGAGUGGAGGUUCGGAGCUGAAUCGAAUGCCGGUCUUGCCAGGCACAGAGACUCUCGGGUCUCCAUUGAUGGAUGGGCAAAACGAUCUCAUGUGGGGAUGGUUCACACAGAUGAACAUUGCAAGAAGCUUGACGGUGUCUUGAAGCGCCACGCCAAGUGGGAAAACAAAGGCUUCGACAAGCUUCCGGAUCUCUUCAAUGGGGAACACCGGAAUAACUUGAUCGAGGAGGUCACAAACGGCGAUGUCAAGCUUCUGCCGGGGAUCAUGAACAUCCCCAUGUGUGACCCUCAAACAGUCUUUGACAACUAA
Molecule: messenger RNA, 969 nt
Organism: Podospora bellae-mahoneyi
Lineage: Eukaryota; Fungi; Ascomycota; Sordariomycetes; Sordariales; Podosporaceae
Exons: 2
Coding region: 1-969 (322 amino acids)
Source: RefSeq, a predicted model, not a curated record